This is a messenger RNA of Epinephelus lanceolatus (giant grouper), 2153 nucleotides long. It is a transcript of the gene srfb, whose product is annotated as serum response factor b. The record is from RefSeq and is a predicted model, not a curated record. Gene Ontology annotation, molecular function: cis-regulatory region sequence-specific DNA binding; DNA-binding transcription factor activity, RNA polymerase II-specific; protein dimerization activity. Lineage: Eukaryota; Metazoa; Chordata; Actinopteri; Perciformes; Serranidae. Gene Ontology annotation, biological process: positive regulation of transcription by RNA polymerase II.
UAGAGGAGGAGGGUGAACCAAACUGAGCCGGGGUUGAAGGGUCUUGGGGGUAGCAUCACUUUCGAAAGUUUGUCUCGGUAAUUUCCUGGAGUCUCCAAACCACCGACCGGUCUGGUUUGUUUACAUUGUGUGGCCCAGGCGUGUAUGCGUUGUAUCAGCCAUUUACGAGACAACGCGCUCCAGCUCUGUUGGCUGGUGUUUAGAGACCCGGUUCAGUAAAUAGAAUGUUACCGAGCCGGGUUGGAUCGGCACCAUCUGGAAACGGGUCAGCGUCAGGCAGAGGUACCACAGGACACGGUUCGGGGGUUGUCGGGAUCCGUCCCGUUUUGGUCAGAGCAGGGCAAGCUUUACCGGGGGUCAGCGAGAGUGCCGGUGCUGCCGGGCGACAGGGGGAAAGAGACGCCGUCGGGAUGCUGGGGGCUAAUGGUCCAGGGGGUCCGAGAGGCGCGAGACCAGGGAACGGGACUGGUGUGACCCCUCUACAGACCGCCGUCCAGGGCAACAUGGUGGUGGGGUUGAACACGGGAGUUGUGUUGCCUCACGGAGCCAGGUUCGACCCGGACAGAGAGGGUGCUCCUCUGUGCAGCGGCUCGGAUAAUGACUCGGACUCCGGAGAUGAUGAUGACCCAGUGGGUUCACUUGGGGACAGCAGGAGAGGGGUGAAGCGGGAGAGAGGGGAGAUGGAGGCUGCGGUGACGGGGCAGGAGGUGGGGAUUCCUCCCGGAGGUUACGGCAUGGUGCCCGGAGGGGUCGCCGGGGCAAAGCCGGGGAAGAAAACACGUGGGCGCGUAAAGAUAAAGAUGGAAUUUAUUGACAACAAGUUGAGACGGUACACCACUUUCAGCAAGAGGAAGACUGGUAUUAUGAAAAAGGCCUAUGAACUCUCCACCCUGACGGGAACCCAGGUUCUGCUUCUUGUGGCCAGUGAAACGGGACACGUCUAUACUUUUGCCACUCGCAAACUCCAACCCAUGAUCACAAGUGAAACGGGCAAAGCCCUGAUCCAAACAUGCCUCAACUCGCCGGACUCGCCACCCCGCUCUGACCCCUCUACGGACCAGCGCAUGAGUGCUACGGGCUUUGAGGAGACAGACCUCACCUACCAGGUGUCUGAGUCGGAGAGCAUGGGCGACACAAAGGAUACACUUAAGCCGACAUUUACGGUAGCCAGCCUACCAGGCAGUACCAGCAGCACCCAAUGCACAGUGCCCACCACCUCCACCACCAUGCAGGUGAGCAGUGGGCCUUCGUUUCCCAUCACCAACUACCUGGCACCCAUCUCGGCCAGCAGCAACGUCAGCGCCAACGGUACCGUCCUCAAGACCACCGGCGCCUCAGCGGGGGUUAUGCAGCUGCCCGGAGGCUUUACUUUCAUGCCUGCAGGCACUCCUCUCCCCCCUGGCACCCCCACCAUUCCUCUGAGCCAGCUGCAGCAGCACUCCCUGGCCCUCCAGGGGCAGCAUGGUCAGGCCCUGGCCGCCGCCCCACAGCCACAGCAGGGACAGCAGGCUGUCUUCCGCUUCCCUGCUGCUGUCUCCCUCACAGGCGCGGGGGUUCCCCAGCAGCUCCAGGCGAUCCAGGUCCACCCCAACACCCAGUCCACCUCCAACAGUGACAGCAGCCCGGACAUCUCCCACACCUCCACAAACUCCACCGCAACAGUGAGUCUCCCAGCAACCAUCGUCACCUCAUCAGUGCCAACGUCUGUCGCGGGUCACAUGAUGUACCCCAGCCCCCACACAGUGAUGUACGCCUCCACGCCAGGGCUGGCUGACGGGGGGCUGGCCGUGCUCAACGCCUUCUCCCAGGGCACCUCAGCCAUGCAGGUUUCCCAUGCACAGGCCCAAGACACAGGUUCUGUCCCUCAGGUGUUCCUCACAGCACCUCCAGGCACGGUGCAGAUCCCCGUCUCAGCGGUGCAGCUACACCCAAUGGUGAUUGGCCAGCAGUCGAGCGGCAGCAGCAGUAACCUGACGGAGCUCCAGGUGGUCAACCUGGACGCAGCACAGAACUCAAAGGGCGACUGACAGACGGCUGGAGCUGUUGAACACGGCAGACCCAGGGACACACAGACAGACAGACUUACUGACAUCUCUAUUUAUUGAUGCCUUCCUACAGAGUUUCACAUCACACUUCUGAAUGUGACUUUAAAG